This is a messenger RNA of Fusarium oxysporum Fo47, 933 nucleotides long. Its product is annotated as NmrA/HSCARG family protein. The coding region runs from base 1 to 933 and encodes 310 amino acids. Lineage: Eukaryota; Fungi; Ascomycota; Sordariomycetes; Hypocreales; Nectriaceae. The record is from RefSeq and is a predicted model, not a curated record. The transcript has 3 exons.
AUGUCUAAGAUCCUAACUGUUUUUGGUGCCACGGGAAACCAGGGCGGUUCCAUCAUCCGGGCUGUCCUCGCCGAUGCAGUGCUAUCCAAGGAUUAUAAGAUCCGAGGUAUUACUCGCGAUGCAUCUAAGCCUGCGGCAAAGGCCUUGGUGGAAAAAGGUGUCGAUGUCGUUUCUGCCGAUAUGAACUCGAAGGCGUCGCUCGCCGAUGCCCUGAAAGGCUCCCACACCGUCUUUCUUGUCACGACGCCAGAUUUCAUGUCUGGUGGUGGAACGCAGGAGCAAACUCAGGGCAAGAAUGUUACAGACGUCUCAUCUGAUGUUGGAGUAAAGUAUCUGAUCUACUCUUCUCUUCUUCACGUUACUGAGGCCACCAACGGACGCCUCAGCCAUGUGGUUCACUUCGAUGAUAAGGCGGAAGUGGAACGCUAUAUCCGCUCGAAGUCUAUUCCGAGUACAUUCGUGCUUCCUGGAUAUUUCAUGAGCAACUUUACAGCGUUGCAGAUGAUUAAGAAGGGUAAAGAUGGUGUUUACUCGCUCGCCUAUCCCGUUGGUGACAAGGCCAAAUUUCCACUUGUCGAUGCUGAGUCCGACAUUGGAAAAUUUGUCGUCGCGGCCAUCCGUAAUCAACCCAUGGUCUUGGGUAAGCAGAUCCUGGCCGCAGCUGACUACUAUACCCCUGCGCGCAUCGUCUCCGAAUUCGAGGAAGUGACCGGCAAGACGGCGCGUUUCAUCCCUAUCGACGCAGCUACAUAUAAGAGCUUCCUCCCUGAACCGUUGGCCGACGAGAUGCUUGAGAAUCACUUGUUUAUCGAGGAGCCAGGCUACUACGCUGGACGAGAUCUGAGGGAGAGUUUGGACUUGCUCGAGAGUGUUGGACUGAAGCCUACCAGCUGGAAGGAUUUCUUGACCGCCAACAAGGACGCGUUUCAGUAA